Molecule: messenger RNA, 342 nt
Organism: Dichomitus squalens LYAD-421 SS1
Lineage: Eukaryota; Fungi; Basidiomycota; Agaricomycetes; Polyporales; Polyporaceae
Product: eukaryotic translation initiation factor 1
Exons: 4
Coding region: 1-342 (113 amino acids)
Biological process (GO): translational initiation
Cellular component (GO): eukaryotic 43S preinitiation complex
Molecular function (GO): ribosomal small subunit binding; translation initiation factor activity; RNA binding
Source: RefSeq, a predicted model, not a curated record
AUGAGCGUGCAGAACCUCAACACCUUCGAUCCCUUCGCAGACGAGGGAGACCCUCUUGGCAGCACUCAGGACGUUGGAUCUCAGGCAAACUAUAUCCACAUCCGCAUUCAGCAGCGGAACGGUCGCAAGACCCUGACGACGCUUCAGGGCCUUCCCAAAGAGUAUGAUCUCAAGAAGCUCUUGAAGGCAUUCAAGAAGGAAUUCGCCUGUAACGGUACUCUCGUUGAGGAUGAGGAGGCCGGACAAGUCAUCCAACUCCAGGGCGACCAAAGGCUGAAGAUUUCCACGUUCCUUGUCCAAGAGGGCAUCCCGAAGAGCACCAUCAAGGUUCACGGUUUCUGA